AUGCUGAUUGGUUACAUCAUAACGUCAACUCGCGCAAUUCUCUAUGCCUGUCUACAACCCAAUCUCCCAGCAUCAAUUAUCCGUACUUGUCAGGUUUUGAUAUGGCCCGCUUUGACGAUCCCACCGAAGUAUCGGAGGUUGCAACACAAACUGGCGACAACAACUACCGUCACCCCAGAGUAUCAGCUCCCCUUCACUCAAACCUCCAAGACCAAGUUCAAACGCUCCUACGAUCUUUACAGUCUAGGUGUUGUCCUGAUCGAGAUUGGGUUGUGGAAGCAGAUCGACUCCUUUAGGCCUGAAGGUUCGCAUGCAUUGGCCUUCAAGAGGCAUCUGGAGGAAACAGUUGCGCCCGCCCUCAAGUUCUACAUGGGUGAAAAGUACACUUUGGCAGCUCAACUGCUUGGAUACAUCCAAAAUUGCCCCUGA
Fusarium verticillioides 7600 is the source of this 429-nucleotide messenger RNA. RefSeq lists its product as hypothetical. The transcript has a single exon. The record is from RefSeq and is a predicted model, not a curated record. Bases 1 to 429 code for a protein of 142 amino acids. NCBI's taxonomy places the organism in Eukaryota, Fungi, Ascomycota, Sordariomycetes, Hypocreales, Nectriaceae.